Messenger RNA from Fusarium venenatum, 1866 nucleotides. NCBI's taxonomy places the organism in Eukaryota, Fungi, Ascomycota, Sordariomycetes, Hypocreales, Nectriaceae. The record is from RefSeq and is a predicted model, not a curated record.
AUGAUUCUGUUCAAAACUACUACCCUUGCCACGGGCAUUAUCUCGUUAGCCCUUCCAGUAUAUGGCCAGGCACCCAAGAUCGAUGAUUUGGCUAAUGCAUUUGAACUGUCCGACGUGUCUCUGACUGACAGUCGAUGGAUGGACAACCAAGACCGAACGGUCAACUAUCUCCUCUCCAUCGAGCCGGACAGACUACUCUAUGUGUUCCGAAAGAACCAUGGCCUCGACACCAAAGGCGCCACAAAGAAUGGCGGUUGGGAUUCACCAGACUUCCCUUUCCGAAGCCACAUCCAGGGUCAUUUCCUCACAGCUUGGUCACAUUGCUAUGCGACACUGGGAAACAAAGAGUGUGGCUCGCGAGCUAGCUAUUUUGCCAAAGAGCUCGCAAAAUGCCAGGCUAAUAACGCAAAGGCUGGCUUCACCAAAGGCUAUCUCUCUGGCUUCCCCGAGUCAGAGAUCGAGAAGGUUGAGAACAGGACUUUGAACAAUGGCAACGUUCCGUACUAUGCCAUCCAUAAGACGCUUGCUGGUCUUCUCGAUGUCUAUCGCCGUGUCGGCGUCAAUGAGGCCAAGGAUGUUAUGCUCUCGCUUGCAAGCUGGGUCGAUACGCGCACAGGAAAGCUGAGCUAUGCCCAGAUGCAGGAGAUGAUGCGGACCGAGUUUGGUGGCAUGAACGAAGUUCUUGCUGACAUUGCAUACUACACUCAAGACAACAAAUGGUUGAAGGUCGCUCAGCGCUUCGACCACGCCACCAUCUUUGACCCUCUUCAGAACAACGUCGACAAACUAUCCGGUCUUCAUGCCAACACCCAGGUACCGAAGUGGAUCGGAGCUCUUCGCGAGUACAAGGUCUCUGGAGACAAGAAGUACCUCGACAUUGGUCGCAACGCCUGGGACUUGACCGUUCACAAGCAUACCUACGCUAUUGGCGGAAAUAGUCAAGCUGAACACUUCCGCGAGCCAGAUGCUAUCGCUAAGCACUUGACCAAUGAUACCUGCGAGGCAUGUAACACGUACAACAUGCUCAAACUGACCCGUGAACUAUGGUCUUUGGAUCCAAGCGACGCAUCGUACUUUGACUUUUACGAGAAUGCCUUGAUGAACCAUCUUCUUGGUCAGCAGAACCCCAAGGACAACCAUGGCCACGUUACCUACUUUACACCACUGAACCCUGGUGGUCGUCGCGGAAUCGGGCCCGCUUGGGGAGGAGGUACAUGGAGCACUGACUACGAUUCUUUCUGGUGCUGUCAGGGCUCCGGUAUUGAGACGAACACUAAGCUCAUGGACUCUAUCUACUUUCACACGAAGGAUACUCUCUACGUCAACUUGUUCACGCCUUCAAAGCUGAAUUGGUUGCAACGUCAAGUGUCUAUUACUCAAACGACCGAGUAUCCUCAAAAAGACUCUUCCACUCUACAGAUUGGUGGCAAAACUGGCACAUGGACUUUGGCAGUGAGGAUCCCAUCUUGGACUUCUAAAGCCUCUAUUCAAGUCAACGGGCAAACUGUCGAUGUAGAUGUCAAGCCUGGAAAGUACGCCCUUGUGAAGCGAAGUUGGAAGUCCGGUGACAAGGUGACUGUGAAGCUGCCCAUGAGUCUACGUACAAUUGCUGCGAACGACAAUCCCAACGUGGCGGCUGUUGUAUUUGGUCCUGUUAUUCUCGCUGCCAACUAUGGCGACUCUUCUGUCAACGCUAUGCCAACUAUCGACCUUGCGAGUAUUAAGAGACAGGGCAAAGAUGGUCUGAUGUUUGAAGCAAAGGCUGGCAGUGGGCAAGUCAAGCUGGGGCCAUUUUACGAUGCUCAAGGUUUUAACUACAACGUCUAUUGGAAGACCGAGGGUAAGCUUGGCCAGGGUACUAUGUAA